Caenorhabditis bovis is the source of this 1929-nucleotide messenger RNA. Lineage: Eukaryota; Metazoa; Nematoda; Chromadorea; Rhabditida; Rhabditidae. The record is from the annotation of a GenBank genome assembly.
AUGAUUCCUGUAUCGAAAUUAUUUUCCGUCCAGGAUCAUUCCAAUUCGCUUUCGAGUCAUGCACUUCGCGGAAUCGAAUUUCUUGAGAAAAUUGGUUCAUUUGCGAAAGAACGAGCUGCGAUCGAAGAAGAAUAUGCAUCAAAGCUCAAGUCGCUUGUUCGUCGAUCUAUCAAGAAAAUCGAUGAUGACGAUAUCUGGAAAUCUGUAACAUUCGUUAAAGGGUUUCAUGGCGUUCUUCAUGAAAUGGAACAAAUUGCUUCAUUACACGUUGAUAUAAGUGAAGCAUUGAAAAAUGAUGUUGCCUCGUUUAUUCUCUCAAAAUCAGUUCAACAUCGGAGCACUAGAAAACAGGCAAUGAACGAUUUAUCAACGAUUGACGAAAAUUUACAUAAAGUUGUUGGUGAUUUGUUCAAGGCAAAAAAGAAUUAUAUAAAAAAUUUCAAGGAAGCUGAAAACGCGUAUACAAAAUUCGCAAAAGCCGACAAAAAUCUCGAAAUUUCACGAUUGGAGCUCGAAAAAACGCGUACACAUGCCAAUUUGAAACGAGAAAUGUGCGAAGAAGCAAAGAAGCAAUAUGCAGAUGCUCUGGAAACAGCGAAUAACCAACAAAAGGAAUAUUUCGAAAAAUUUCUGCCAAUGGUGUACGGAAGAUUCAAAUUACUCGAGGAAGAACGCGUCUUCGAUAUGAAAGACAUCCUUCAAAAAUGCCUAAAAAUUGACCAAACUGCUGGGCUCAGUCAAGCUGCCUGUCAUAACACAAUGCAGCAAUGCAUAAAUCAUAUAAAUCCAAAAGCGGAUGCUCAAUUAAUUCUUGAAUGUGUCGAGUCGCAAAUAGAAAUUCCUGAAUGUUUCCAACUCGAGGAUUAUGGCGAUCCGAGUAAUGCUGAAAAUAGACCUAUUGACGAAACAGAUGGAAAUCGCCUGAACAAUCUAAUUCUGCAAUUCCAAAACGUGAAAAAGAAGAUUAGCAGUCCAGAUGGUGGCUCGAAAAAGCGGCAUGCGAAGAGCAAAUUCUGGACGAAAGAAAAAAAAUAUGAAAAUCCGAACAUCGAUGAGGAAGAAUACAGUCAUUACCCACCGAACGUUCGUCUUUCCUGCCUCAACACGAAAAUUCAAAAAUUGGAAAGAGACCUUGAUAAAUUGAUGCAGGGCCGAGAAGGGCUGAACAAAUUGCAAAACGCAUAUCGUGAGAAUUCGAAAUUAGGAAACCCUUCGGAAUGCGACGAGCAGCUAAUUGAACAUGCGAAACAAAUCGAAAUUCUAUCAUGUCGCAUCGAAAAGUUGAAAAAGUUGUAUGAUAAUAUUGAAGCGGCGGUUGUCGAAGCUGGUGAUGGCGAUGAAAGAAGUCUUGGUGGUCGAGAUUUGACAACACCCGACACGACCCGAUCGGUUUCCGGAUACUCUACGAAUGCCUCAUCGAAAACGAACACCAUGGAAGAUAUUAAUCCUGGAUUGUUUGGCUCUCCCAUAAGUGAUCGGAUUGCUCGAAUCAGUUUUGGAGAUUCUGGAGAAUUUAGUACAGGGAACGAGGCGAGCAAUAGUCCGUCGCCUAGACGAGUGAUUCGCCCGCAAUCGGGAUUAUCAAAUUGUUCGACACCCCGAACUCAUAAGGUGACAUCUUCUCCGCUAAGAACGAAAGAAAUUUCAUCGCCGUUCCUUCGAAGUUCAAGUUCGCCUUUACGUUUGUCGGAGAAUGCGUCGAAACGCACUGAAUCGCCGCCGAUGAACGAGAAUCGGAAAGAAAAGGGAACCGCGUCAGUUCUUUUCACGUUUUCGGGCACAACAUACGGCACAAUAUCGAUAGUUGAAGGGGAGAAGUUAGUAAUAAUAGGAGACGAUGAAGGCGAUGGAUGGAUGAAAGUCAAAAAACCAAAUUCUGGCGAAGAGGGAUUUGUUCCGACGACAUACCUUCUUUGCAAGUGGAACUGA